Procambarus clarkii (red swamp crayfish) is the source of this 2359-nucleotide messenger RNA. RefSeq names its product anaphase-promoting complex subunit 10 (gene APC10). Gene Ontology annotation, cellular component: anaphase-promoting complex. Gene Ontology annotation, biological process: anaphase-promoting complex-dependent catabolic process; protein K11-linked ubiquitination. Lineage: Eukaryota; Metazoa; Arthropoda; Malacostraca; Decapoda; Cambaridae. The record is from RefSeq and is a predicted model, not a curated record.
GCCGGAGUGUUAACGUCUCACGCCACCAUAACAUUGUCCUGGGACCCUCGCUCUCGGGGCAAGAAAACUAGAACCUCAUAAACUUUACAACAAAAAGAGGACAUUUUACCACAAUCUGCCACGACACAGCCUCUAUCUACAUCCAGCUAGGAUGAUAUCGCUUAAUAACUCAGUGCGCGUGUCUGGAGAGGAGCCAGACCCUGCACGUGAGGAAAGGUCUGGACGUGUUCGUGAAGUUGGAAGUCAAGCAGUGUGGUCUUUAUCGUCUUGCAAGCCAGGCUUUGGUGUAGAGCAGUUACGUGAUGAUUGUCUAGAUACAUAUUGGCAGUCGGAUGGACCUCAACCUCAUCUUGUCAACAUACAGUUUCGUCGCAAGACAACUAUACAGGAUGUUUGGAUAUAUGCUGAUUAUAAAGCUGAUGAAAGCUACACUCCUAGUAGAAUCUCCAUUCGUUGUGGAACUCACUUCAAUGAUUUGCAAGAAAUUGAAGUGGUUGAUUUGCAUGAACCAACAGGAUGGCUUCUUAUUCCUUUGAAAGAUAUACAUGAGCGUCCCAUCCGUACCUAUAUGGUCCAGAUUGCAGUAUUAUCAAAUCAUCAGAAUGGAAGAGAUACACAUAUGAGGCAAAUAAAGAUUCACUCACCUGUUGAAGACAAGGCUGUUGCUGUGGAGAGUGUUGGAGCAUUUACAUCAUCGGCAUUCAAACGAUAUAGCUGCAUUAGAUGAUACCUCAUUACAUUAUAGCUUUCAGUCAUAGUAAUAGCUUAUAUACAAAACACACACAUUACAUAAUAUUGCAAUGUUUACAUUAAUAUGACUUUGUUUAAAGGCCUCUUAUUUUAUACAGCAUUUCAUGGAUUUGAUUUGUACAUAAAUAUAUACAUAUAGAUUAUACCCUAAGUUCUUCCAUAUAUUCAAUUUAUCUGUACCUGUACCUAAUAAUUUAGUAUAUUUUUCUACGUGUAAUUGAGAGAAAACAAAUGAUGGGAGGAAAUGUUCAGUGUAAUAAAAGUAGCAGCUAGUACUGUACUGUGAUUAAUGAAUUAAUUCCACAGGAGUUGAUGCUGCAAAUUGGUUUUACAAUUUGUGGUUGACAUUUGAACCUGGGUUGCAGGCAGAGCUGGCUAAGGAGUGAAGUGACUGUCUAUUGACAUAUUCAGUGUGAACUUGGUGCCUAAUGUUUAAGACAUUAUGUAUGCUUGCUGUAGAUUAUGGCUUUUUAAAGGAUAAAUGUAUUGUAGGUUGGAAGUACAAACUUUUUAAUUUCUUACGUGAUAUUUUUGUUAUGGUUUUAGCAGAAUGUGUUGCUAAAGUUGAUUUACUAGCAAAAUGUCUUAUUUAUGUUCUCAGAUUGAUCAGUUUAUCAUUGUGGAGCAUGUAACUCUCUGAGAUUAUUACAGCUCUUAUAUAAUAGCACUAACUAUUCUAUAUGAGCUUGAUACUAGAUAAAAGAACCUCAAAAUGGGCUGAUAACCAAGAUAUCAGAUGCUGCAGGAUAACGUGACCAACUUGGUGCCCAUUAGCAUGUGCAAGAUGUUCAACUGCUGCAUCACCAUCAACAAAAAGCUUUUGGUUUAAUGUGUGGUGACAAUCUUAUUUUGAAGCUGUUGAUAACAGACAUGUUUUUUAAUGGUCCAGACUUUCUUAAUUGUGAUUCUUUAAUUUACAAACAUUUAAAUUUUUGUUUCAUUAUAUACAGUAACAGAGAUUUUACAAGUCACAAAACUUGACCUGACUUCAAUAGCUCUGGCUUAUACAGUAUGUAGGUUUAAUUUGGUUAAAGUUUACUGUAUUGAUUAUAAAGAAGUAAAAUUAUUUUAAAAGGAAAUUUAAGUUUUAUAUAUAAACUUUAUAUGUAAAAUAUAUUUUACAUAUAAAGUUUAAAUGCCUGUAUGCAUCAGUUAUUAACAUUGUUAUGGAUAGCAGAGUAGUGAUGAAUUUACACAAUUUAUCUUGAGUGACAUUAUAGAUAGUAUGUUACAACCCCACUUGUAUGUUCUUAGCUUCUACACAUUUGUUUUUGAACAUAAACAGUGACUGCUUUGGUCCAGCACAGCACAGAGUACUGUGCUGGCACAGAGUCCAGCAUGUGCCCCCUUGAACAUAUUUUUCAGGUGAUCAUUCAAAAGUACUGAAAUUCGGGCAGUUGAUACGUUUGAGAAUGGCUUUAGGUCAUCUCCUCAAAGCAGGGAAGUUCCUUAAAGAGAAUAAGGCACUGGAGAGAGAUUCAACUGUAGCUGCUCUGUAAUUUUGUAAUUUUGAUUCCAAGCCAGAUACAUGCAGAAUCCAUAUUGGAUUUCAAUAUUUAGUUAUUAUUUCAAGACUUUACCAAAAGGAGAAAAUAAAUGGCUAAAAUUU